AUGAAGACCACCACCAUCACCGCCCUCCUGGGCCUGACCCUCAGCGUCUCCGCCGCCCCAAGCCUCAAGAAGCGCCUCAACCACCCCGACAUCCCCAAGGCCGAGGCCGCCAUCGUUCAACAACCCACCGCGGAGACCCUCCCCACCGACCCCCUCGUCUCCGUCUGGCUCGACGGCCCACAAGAGAACCAGACCGCCGCCAACGCCGUCGAGAUCUUCGUCACCGGCCCCGCCGUCGACCCCAAGAACGUCUCCAGCGCCGCCAUCGGCGACUGGGCCGUCGCCAUCCUCGAGCUGUCCGACCAGGUCGGCUCGGAGGCCGCCCCUUCGUCGGAAUCUGAUCCUGUGGUCACCGUCUGGGCUGAGGGCCCCGUCAACGGCACCAACACGUUGGAGAGCACCGCCGUCGAUGUCUUCAUCACUCGUCCAGAGACUGAUGGCAGCGAGGUCACGACUGGUGAUCUCCGCGAGAUUGCCGUGGGCAUUCUGAAGCUCGCCAAGAAGGCCGAGGUUGGCGAGGCUCCUCGCCCGGGCCCUUAUGUUCCUGGCUGGUCGGGCAGCUCGUUCGGCGGUCUCACUGGUGCUUAG
Zasmidium cellare ATCC 36951 is the source of this 588-nucleotide messenger RNA. RefSeq lists its product as uncharacterized. NCBI's taxonomy places the organism in Eukaryota, Fungi, Ascomycota, Dothideomycetes, Mycosphaerellales, Mycosphaerellaceae. The coding region runs from base 1 to 588 and encodes 195 amino acids. The transcript has a single exon. The record is from RefSeq and is a predicted model, not a curated record.